Messenger RNA from Solea solea (common sole), 4196 nucleotides. RefSeq names its product elongator acetyltransferase complex subunit 1 (gene elp1). The coding region runs from base 168 to 4109 and encodes 1313 amino acids. Gene Ontology annotation, cellular component: elongator holoenzyme complex; cytosol. The transcript has 36 exons. NCBI's taxonomy places the organism in Eukaryota, Metazoa, Chordata, Actinopteri, Pleuronectiformes, Soleidae. Gene Ontology annotation, molecular function: tRNA binding; protein binding. Gene Ontology annotation, biological process: tRNA wobble base 5-methoxycarbonylmethyl-2-thiouridinylation. The record is from RefSeq and is a predicted model, not a curated record.
UAGCUGCGUCAGAGGUGAAAGGUUGUGACGGAGCCUGACAGCAGCGGCGCCGCCACACGCACGUUGUUGUUUUGUUGAUGCUGGACAUUUAAAAGGUUCUACUUCUUCUCUAGGUGUUUUGCAGCGUUGAUCUUCAGCCUUCAGGGUCCGGCGUGUCCUGAGGUGAGAUGAGGAACCUGAAGCUCCUGAAGAGCCUGCACAGCUCUGAGCUGCAGAGUCCCGGCUCGCCUCAGUUCCUGUGCGUGCGAGCAGACACGGGUUCACUGCUGGUCGCCUCUCAGUACUCCAUCACAGAGUAUGACCCUCGCACUGGACAGGUCGUCAGUGAAGCCUCGUUGACGGCCGAUGGUUUCCUCCCGGAGGACGGCAGUGGUGUGGUGGUCGGACUGCAGGACCUGGCUGAACUUGAGUCGGCGUGUUUGGCCACAGCCGGUGGCGAUGUUAUCCUCUUCAACCUCAACACCUGCCAGCUGGAGUGCGUCGGCAGCGUGGACAGUGGUCUGACGUCCAUGAGCUGGAGUCCUGAUGAAGAGCUCGUCGUUCUCACCACCGGUCAGGAAACGAUCAUCAUGAUGACCAAAGAGUUUGAGCCCAUCACUGAGGUUGGAGUCCACCAAGACGACUUUGGCGAAGGGAAGUUCAUCACUGUGGGCUGGGGGAAGAAGGAGACUCAGUUUCACGGUUCAGAGGGGAAACAGGCAGCACAGAAGAAGAUCCAGGAGGUGCAAGCAGUGUCUGCGUGGGACGACCGCCGGCCGCGGGUGACGUGGCGAGGCGACGGUCAGCUGUUUGCCGUCAGCGCCGUGUGUCCUCAGACGGGAGCCAGGAAGGUGCGUGUGUGGAACAGAGAGGGCAUCCUCCAGGCCACCAGUGAGACCAUCAACGGCCUGGAACAGGCUCUCUGCUGGAAACCUUCUGGCAGUCUGAUCGCCAGCACUCAACGUCUCCCCAACAAACACAGCGUGGUGUUCAUGGAGAAGAACGGACUGCUGCAUGGAGACUUCACCCUGCCCUUCAGCAAGGACCAAGUCAAGGUGAAGGAGCUGCUGUGGAACAGUGACUCGUCUGUUUUGGCCGUGUGGUUGGAGGACAUGUCUCCGUCAGAGGACGGACAAGUUAACACUUACAUCCAGCUGUGGACCGUAGGGAACUACCACUGGUAUCUGAAGCAGAGCCUGCACUUCGGCGGAGACCCUCAGCAGGCUCCCGUCUGGGUCUGCUGGGAUCCUGAGCGCCCCCUGAGGCUCCACCUGGUAAGACGCAGCUGGACCAGUGUCACGUACGACUGGGGCUGGACGACGGAGCGGAGCCUCGGGCUGGACGCCGCUGACGACGCCAACGUGGCUGUGAUCGAUGGAGAUAAAAUCCUGGUGACGACCUUCAGACGCGGCGUCGUCCCUCCUCCCAUGUGCUCGUUCGAGCUCACGCUCAAAUCUCCCGUCAACCAGGUGACCUUCCUCUGCCGUCCUCAGAGGACCAAUCAGCUGGCAGCAUUCACCGCUGAUGGACAGAUCUCCGUCUACAGCCAAGACUCGGGAGAAGAGACUGAGAAACCAGCGAACGGCUUCAGGAUUGUGUCUCGUCCUCUGGUUCUUCAGAAAACCUUCAGUGUAGCAGCGCAGAGAGACGACCCUCUGGCCCUGCGGCAGCUGCUGUGGCUGCAGGACGAGCUGUUUGUGGGCGUCACCUCCGGUCAGCUGCCGACCUCCUCCGCCCUGCAGGUGCUUCACCCGGCCGAGGACGACGGCGACGCACUUGUGAUCAGGUCUGAGGUAGAGGUGGACGGUGUUGUGGUCAGUGUGGUUCACUCGGCUCAGACUGGGACUGUGGCUCUGCAGCUGGAGGAUGGACAGAUCAGGAAAUUACUCUGGGAUUGUCCUGAACCGUCCGUGCAGAAUUGGCGAGACUCCAGCGGAUGUAACAUCAACUUCCCUGUCCCCUGCGUCCAGACGUCUCUCUGCAGCGUCAGUGGAGAGGAAUAUCUACUCGGUCUGACGGACAGAUCCCACCUGUACGCUGGAGACACGGAGCUGGCAUCUAAUGUGUCCUCCUUUGCCGUUUGCAACGACUUCCUCCUCAUCACCACACACUCUCACACCUGCCGCUGCCUCCAGCUGAGCAUGCUCACCGUCAAAGGGCUGCAGGCGGCCUUGGCCACAGAUAAAGGACAGAAUGACGAGACGCUGCGUCGGGUGGAGAGGGGAUCCAGGAUCGUCACUGUGGUGCCUCUGGACACCAAAGUCAUUCUGCAGAUGCCUCGUGGGAACCUGGAGACGGUUCAUCACAGAGCGCUGGUGCUGGCUCAGCUCAGGGAGUGGUUGGACGUUUUGAGGUUCAGAGAAGCCUUUGAGUGUAUGAAGAAGCUGAGGAUCAACCUGAACCUCAUUUACGACCACAAUCCAAAGGUUUUCCUGGAGAACAUUGAGACCUUCAUCACACAACUGACCUCCAUCAACAACAUCAACCUCUUCCUCACAGAGCUCAAAGAGGAGGACACAACCGGCAGCAUGUACCCGCGUCCUGAGAGCGGCCCAGUGCAGCCACAGCCACAGGUCUCUGCACUGAAGAAGGUCGACGUGGUCUGUGACGCUUUACGAAGCAAGAUGGAGUCAAUGGAUCCAAACAAGUUCUGUCUCUCGAUACUGACGACUCAUGUGAAGAAGACGGUUCCAGAGCUGGAGAUCGCGCUGCAGAAAGUCCACGAGCUUCGAGAGAACCCUUCUGAAGCUCCGGGUGCCGUUAGCGCUGAAGCGGCGCUGAAGUACCUCCUCUUCCUCGUCAAUGUCAACGACUUGUACGAACACUCUCUGGGAACGUACGACUUUGACCUCGUUCUCAUGGUGGUGGAGAAAUCUCAGAAGGAUCCCAAAGAAUAUCUUCCCUUCUUAAACAUGCUGAAGAGCCUGGAGCCAAACUACCAACGCUACACCAUCGACAAACACCUGAAACGCUACAGGAAGGCGCUGCUGCACCUCAGCAAGUGUGGUCAGGAACAUUUCCCUGAAGCUCUGCAGCUCGUCAGGGAGCAGAAACUCUACAGUGAAGCUCUGAGACUCUAUGAGUCAAACAGCGCUCAGUACAAGGCUCUGAGCUGUGUCUACGCUGAACACCUGGUGGAGCAGCAGCAGGCGGAGCAGGCCGGCCUGUUGCUAUGGCGAUGUGGAGAGACGGUCGGUGCCCUGCAGGCGUUCGCCAGCAGCUCCAGCUGGAGAAACGCCAUCUGUGUGGCUCAGCACAUCCCUCUACCACCUGACCAGCUCGCUCUGCUGGCCAGAGACCUGGCAGAGAAACUGACGGAACAGAGAAGAUUCUCUGAAGCUGCUCUGCUGCUGGACCAGUACGCUAAAGACUGUGAGGAAGCCAUCUUGGCUCUGAUCACAGGUGCAGUCUGGGAGGAGGCGUUAAGACUGAUUUACAUGCACAACAGACGAGACAUCACAGAAACAAACCUGAAACCUGCUCUGCUCGAUGGUGUGAACACACAGACUGUUUUCCUGGAGGCUCAGGUCACGACGUUCACGCGACACAGAAGCAGACUCUGUGUGGUCAGAGAGAACAAGGAGAAGGCCAGACUGGACCUGCUGGACGAGGACGGUCCAGAUUGUCCCGACGCCGAGCUUUACUCCGAGGCCAGCAGCGCGAUGACCGGCUCCAAAUACUCGCACAGCAACUCCCGCAUUUCCUCGAGGUCGUCAAAGAACCGGCGGAAAGCCGAGAGGAAGAAGCUGAGUCUGAAGGAAGGAAGUCCCAUGGAGGACCGGGCGCUCAUGUUCGCUCUGGGUGAAAUCAUCACCACUGUGGACAAGAUGAGAGAGGAAGUGCACGGUCUGCUGAGAGCGCUGGUGCUGUUCCAGUUUGACAAACACGCGGAGAAGCUGCAGUCGGCCUACGACCGAGCCCUGCAGAUGAUGGAGGGGGCGGUGCCAGAGGUUUGGCCGGAGAACGUCCAGAACAGUCAAGCUCCGCUCACUGGGCCAAACUCGACCGCAAACAGCAUCAUGGCGUCUUACCAGCAGCAGCAGAGACCUGCAGCUACACAAGAUUUGGAGGUGUUGGCGCCGCCAAAGAUGAGAAACGGCAUCAAGUGGAAGCUCGCUAUUCUGACUUAAAUUUCAUUUUUUUUUUAAACAUGUAUUUUUAAGUGUAACAGUCAAGUGUUAAAUAUGUAAUAAAUAAAGAUUCAGUUACCAAACAUA